ACCCUUCGUUUGCGUUACUCACAGUUUCUUCAACUCUCGAUUUCGCUUUCUCUUCAAUUCAAUCUCUCUAUCUUAAGAUUUGCUUUUCCAUUUUCACUUUCAAUUCAUUUCUUUGAAUACUUCUUCUGAUUCUUCUUCAAUGGAGUGUAGAACUUUAGAUGUCAACAUCAAGAGAGCCAACGGCCUCAAGAAUGUCAAUCUCUUCUCAAAGAUGGAUGUAUACGCUGUCGUUUCCAUCUCCGGUGAUCCUCGCGGGAAGUCGAAGCAGAAGACUCCUGUAGCUAAAGAAGGCGGUUCGGAUCCUUACUGGAACUAUACCAUGAAGUUCACAAUCGAUGAGGCUGCCUUACAGAGCAAUCGACUCAAUCUGAAGAUCAAAUUCGUUUCCGAUCGGAGUUUAGGCGAUAAGAAGAUCGGGAAGGUUAUUGUUCCGAUUAAGCGAUUGCUCGAUGAAAGUGCUAAUAAAGGAGAUGAGGGAAAAUCUGAGAGAACCGUUAAUUUCAGCGUCAGGACUAUGAGCGGAAAGGAAAAAGGUAACGUCGAAUUAUCGUAUAAAUUUGGGGAAAAAUACACGGUUCAAGCACCGCCGCCACCGCCUCCUGCUAUGAAAUCCGGUGAGCCGAUGACUGCUUAUCCUCAAGGUUAUGCUGGAUCUAGUUCCGGAUAUCCGGCAGGAGGUGCUUAUCCCCCUGCGCCAGGGACUGCUUACGCGUAUCCGCCUCCGCCUCAAGGGUACGGUUAUCCACCGCCUCCACAGGCUGGAUAUGCGUAUGGCGGUUACCCACCGCCGCCGCAGGCAGGGUAUGGAUAUGCGCCGGUGCAUCAGGCACAGAGGCCACAUAAGAGCGGUGGUGGUUUUGGUGGUAUGGCUUUGGGAGCCGGAGCUGGACUUCUGGGUGGUUUACUGAUCGGCGAAGCGAUUUCCGAUGUCGGUGAUAUGGCGGCUUAUGAUGCCGGAUAUGAUGCUGGUUUUGGUGAUGGUUUUGAUUUCUAAAUCCCUCUUCUUCCUCUUCUUCUUGUUUAUGUAUAUGAAACUUUUUGGAGCUUUUCGGGUAUGAUCAGUACUUUGCAAUUAUUUUUUUCUUUGGCUCUUAUGAAUUUAGUAACUAAUCCUCCACUGACUUGAGAUUGAAUCUCUUGUACUUCUUAAUUAUGUGUUAUAUUACUUAUUUUGUUCAACUA
This is a messenger RNA of Cucumis sativus (cucumber), 1182 nucleotides long. RefSeq names its product protein SRC2. Gene Ontology annotation, biological process: defense response. The record is from RefSeq and is a predicted model, not a curated record. The transcript has a single exon. Bases 140 to 994 code for a protein of 284 amino acids. NCBI's taxonomy places the organism in Eukaryota, Viridiplantae, Streptophyta, Magnoliopsida, Cucurbitales, Cucurbitaceae.